This is a messenger RNA of Didymodactylos carnosus, 1434 nucleotides long. The record is from the annotation of a GenBank genome assembly. Lineage: Eukaryota; Metazoa; Rotifera; Eurotatoria; Philodinida; Philodinidae.
AUGUGCAUUUAUGUAACGACGUAUGAUCAAGAUGUAAUUUUAUCCGAGUAUGAAUAUAGUCCAAUAGGCGGUUUGCGUAUUGCUCGUGUAACACCUGAAAAUCAAGUCGUGUGGAAUCAUACCUAUGAUUUAACGCCUCAAUCGUCCAUCGUUGUUGUUCACAAACAGUUGGAAUGUAUUUGGUUUGCUCAAUUCUCAGAAUUAACCAAUUCGUCUUAUCUCGUAGGUCUGUAUGCGACGAAUGGAACCGUUCGACACAAUUUUACUAUAUCAAAUUAUAUUAAAUUUCAAGUGGAUUUACAAUCUGCGCACAUCUGUGCCAUAUCCUAUGAUUAUCACUGGCAAACGCCUAACUUCACACUACAAUGUUUUGAUGCAUCAUUGGACAUGGAACAAUUAUUGUGGACAACAAAUUUAACUAUGGGAGAUAAAGUAGGCAAGUUCGGUGCAUUCGCCUCGUCCCCAGCAAUAAAUUCAAAAAUCAAACGUGUAUAUGUUUCGACGAUACCUGGUUUCAUUUAUCCGGUUGGGUACGGAAAUAAUUCUCUGAUUGGAAUUGACCUUGACACUGGGAAAUUAGUCUUUCAGAACUGGUUAUAUACGGCGGCACAUUGGUUGGGAAUCGGCCAUCCUCUAUCAUCGGCAAAUGCUGAUGGAAUUGUUUACUUGUCGGGACGAACAUUGAUGGCAUUCAAUGGCAAAAAUGGUACGUUAAGAUAUUUGCGAGCUCGACCAGCCACGUAUGACGAACGUGUGGAUAGUACGGUGAAUGAUACGAGUAUUAUCAAUAUUAAUUAUCUCGGUGAUUUUACAUAUCGACAAAUUUUAUCGUUGUGGGACGGUGACAAGGGACAACUACUGUGGAAUGUCAGUGUGAGCAACAACAAUUUCUACGUAAAUUAUCCAGUGACGACUACUGUUCGCCCACGUGACCAUUUACAUUUGACUGCACAAGAUAAUCUAAUCAUUGGUCGCUUGCCGUUGUCAAAUGAACCAGUUUGGACGUUUAAUACAUCGGUAGCUCAAGGUCGUGUGGCACGUCUAGGUGUUACUGACAAAACACUGUUCGUUGUGGUUGUAUUCUAUGAACAUCAAGAAUUAUGGAAAAUCUCUCUACCAGAACCGUUUGUUCUACAGCAGCAAGAAAAACGUUCAUUUUCAUCCAACUAUACGCAAUGUGGUGCCUAUUGCACUAACUACACUGAUUGUCUAUCAUAUUCUUGUAGUAAAUGUAGUAAUAACCAAUGUGUCACAGCAGAUCCCUUUCCGAGUUCGUGUCAGAACGAGGGCGACUGCAAUCAAAUGAUCACCACGUGUCUUAGUGGAUCUUGUCGGACAAUGUGGCCAGACUGUGGUGGAUUAUGCAAUGGUUAUUGGGCAAAAUGCUCUUCUGGUGAUUGCUCACGCUGUUCUGGAUAUGAUUGUCAGUCUUAA